UCCCCCACUGACUCCCGCCGCAUUAUCCUGAGCACAGAGAGCCCAGCUGCACUCAAAGUGGGCACCCAGCAGAUGAUCCCGAAAAGCCUGGCUAUCUCAUCCAGGCCCAAGGCCCCGGCUCGCCACCAGAGCUUUGCCACAGCCUCACCGAACAGGGAGAUGGCUCGAUGCGACCCCAAACGGAUGUCGGCCCCCAGCAUCUCCCUGGAUGAGGUGGAGGUUGAUGCUGGAGUCACGCUUAAGCGCAAUCUGCGGAAUAUGUCUUACCGGGCAGCCAUGAAGGUGCAGGGGGGCAGUGAGGAGCCUGAGCCUGUGAAAAGUAUCGCCAGCCUGAAGCCCUUGGAGGAGGGCAGCACACAGCCAGCACGGAGCCCAGGCAAGACCAAGAGAGCCUUUGGGAAGAGACGGGUGCAGAGGCAUGGAGGCUCCUUCAAGGAUGAUCCCCGGCUGUACCAGGAGAUCCGCGAGCGAGGGUUGAACUCCAUCCCUCAUGAGUCAGAUGAUGACUUGCUUGAAGAGGACCCCAUCCCAGGGGAGCAACCCACUCCUGAUACUGCCAUUGUGGUGAAGAGCUAUCGACCUGCCCAGAUGACUUGGAGCCAGCUACCUGAGGUGCAGGAAAUGGACAUCCUCGACAAAAUAAGCCCUGCAGAGCGCAAAAGGCAAGAGGCCAUCUUCGAGAUCAUCACCUCUGAGUAUUCAUACAUGCGCAGCCUCGACAUCCUCGUUUGCCACUUCAUGAAAUCUGAGGAGCUGAAGGAGACAAUGACACAGACAGAGCACCACCAUCUCUUCUCCAACAUCGGGGACAUUCUGAACAUCAGCAAGAGUUUUUUUGAGGACCUAGAGAAACGGUACCAGGAACACUUCCUGAUCUCUGAAAUCAGUGACAUCAUGGAAAAGCAUGCACUGCAGCACUUCCACCCCUACGUCAUCUAUUGCUCCAAUGAGGUCUACCAGCAGAGGACGCUACAAAAGCUGCUAGCCACAAAUCCUGGAUUUAAAGAGGCGUUGAAACAGAUUGAAAGGAAACCAGAAUGUGGUGGCCUGCCCAUGAUCUCCUUCCUCAUCCUUCCCAUGCAGAGAGUAACACGCCUUCCCUUGUUGAUGGAAACUGUCUGCCAGAAAACCAACCCAUACAGCACGACGUAUGAAAAUGCCACCCAAGCCCUGAGAGCCAUCAGUAAGCUGGUUAAGAGCUGCAAUGAAGGAGCCCAUACCAUGGAACGGACUGAACAGAUGUACACCCUACAGACACAGCUGGAGUUUGGGAAGAUCAAGCCAUUCCCACUGAUUUCUGCCUCCCGAUGGUUGCUGAAGAGAGGGGAGCUUGCCCUGCUCCAUGGAGAGGAAGUUGGGAUCUUCCGCAAAGGCCGGGUCAACUGCUACCUCUUCCUGUUCAACGAUGUCCUGAUCAUAACCAAGAAGAAGAGUGAAGAGAGCUACACUGUGAUGGACUAUGCCAAGCUGGAUCAGAUCGUGGUGGAGAAGAUUGAAAGCCCUGACCCACCCUCCUCUCCCCCGGGCAAGCCAGGGGCUGGAGGCGCUGCCCGUAGCCCGUGGAACGGCCACUUGUUCCGAGUGAUCCUGAAGAAGAACAGCGAAGGGAGACGGGAGGAGAUUGUGCUGUCAGCAGAGUCCUUGAGCGACCGGGCUCGUUGGAUCACUGCACUGAUGCACAGGGAGAAUGCACAGAAUGACACUUCCAGCAAAGGAGAUCUGAGCCAGGUGGAGAUAAUUAGGGCGCACUUGGCUAAACAGACGGAUGAAAUUUCGCUGCAGCAGGCAGAUGUUGUCCUGGUCCUGGGUGGAGAAGAUGGCUGGUACUUGGGUGAGAGGCUUCGAGAUGGCGAGAGAGGCUGGUUCCCCCAGUCAUGUGCGCAGCAGAUCACCGAUCGCAGUGCCGUUGAGCGCAACGUCCGCCGCCUGGAGCGGCUGCGCAUAGAGACGGACGUAUAGGUCGCCGGCCACAACAGGUGUUUCUGUGAGGAUUCAUAAGGCUCUGAGCCAUGGCCCUGUGAGCUGGCAGGGCCGUAGACCGUGCUGGAGGGAAGGCCAGGAGCACACGCCUGCCAGCUCCCCUGACUUCCCUUCAGGCUGCUGCUCUUGAGAGAAAACUGGUUCCCCUUCUUGCCAUGCCAGUGCUGUGCAGGGACACAAGUUACAUGUCCAUGUCUUGGAUGUGACCUAUCUGUGAGGGCUUUGGACUGGCACAGGGCUGGUUUCAUGUCAUCCAACCUACUUUCACCCCUCCAUUACAGCUGGCCAAAUCUCUAAGAAUCAACUGGAGUUUGCUGCUUGAAAUUGUGCUCCUUGCUUUGAAGCAUUGAGCUUCCCAGAGAAAUGUAUACAGCCUGCCUGGGCUGGAGCUUUUGUUCUGUUUGCCCAUCACUGUCACUGGUUCACUUGUAUGCUCUGUGCCUUUAGCCCUGGGACUAAUGCAUGCCAGGGACACGCACAGCCAAGGUGAAUUUGCAGUUGUCACAUAUAGGGCUUCUUGGCAUUGGCGGGAUGGUGGGGAACGUGUCUGUUUUUUAUAAAUAAAUGUGCAUAAAGAAGA
Messenger RNA from Gavialis gangeticus (Gharial), 2560 nucleotides. RefSeq names its product Rho guanine nucleotide exchange factor 16 (gene ARHGEF16). The transcript is spliced from 14 exons. Gene Ontology annotation, biological process: activation of GTPase activity. Gene Ontology annotation, molecular function: protein binding; guanyl-nucleotide exchange factor activity. The record is from RefSeq and is a predicted model, not a curated record. The annotation marks the transcript as partial. Lineage: Eukaryota; Metazoa; Chordata; Crocodylia; Gavialidae.